AUGGCGCACAUGACACAGGUCAAACACGUGCACACAGGGGAAAAUGGUGGCUGCUCGGCUGCCAUCACUGGCAUCACUGCUAUCACUGGCAUCAAGGGCCUGCCACGGAGCACCUACCAGCAUUCAUCACUCACCUCUCUUCUUCAGCGUCCGACAUCCCCCCCCUACCCCCCUUCGCCCCACACUCUUCCCCCUCCCUCAACUCGACCUUACCCCCUACCUCUCCAACGCCUUCCACAACUCUCCCUCCCCACGCCCCUUUCUCGACCCCUAUUCUCCUCCCCACGCCCCUUUCUCAACCCCUAUUCUCCCUCCCCACGCCCCUUUCUCAACCCCUAUUCUCCCUCCCCACGCCCCUUUCUCAACCCCCAUUCUCCCUCCCCACGCCCCUUUCUCAACCCCCAUUCUCCCUCCCCACGCCCCUUUCGCAACCCCUAUUCUCCCUCCCCACGCCCCUUUCUCAACCCCUAUUCUCCCUCCCCACGCCCCUUUCUCAACCCCUAUUCUCCCUCCCCACGCCCCUUUCUCAACCCCUAUUCUCCCUCCCCACGCCCCUUUCUCAACCCCCAUUCUCCCUCCCCACGCCCCUUUCUCAACCCCUAUUCUCCCUCCCCACGCCCCUUUCUCAACCCCUAUUCUCCCUCCCCACGCCCCUUUCUCAACCCCUAUUCUCCCUCCCCACGCCCCUUUCUCAACCCCCAUUCUCCCUCCCCACGCCCCUUUCUCAACCCCUAUUCUCCCUCCCCACGCCCCUUUCUCAACCCCCAUUCUCCCUCCCCACGCCCCUUUCUCAACCCCUAUUCUCCCUCCCCACGCCCCUUUCUCAACCCCUAUUCUCCCUCCCCACGCCCCUUUCUCAACCCCUAUUCUCCCUCCCCACGCCCCUUUCUCAACCCCUAUUCUCCCUCCCCACGCCCCUUUCUCAACCCCUAUUCUCCCUCCCCACGCCCCUUUCUCAACCCCCAUUCUCCCUCCCCACGCCCCUUUCUCAACCCCCAUUCUCCCUCCCCACGCCCCUUUCUCAACCCCUAUUCUCCCUCCCCACGCCCCUUUCUCAACCCCCAUUCUCCCUCCCCACGCCCCUUUCUCAACCCCUAUUCUCCCUCCCCACGCCCCUUUCUCAACCCCUAUUCUCCCUCCCCACGCCCCUUUCUCAAACCCUAUUCUCCCUCCCCACGCCCCUUUCUCAACCCCCAUUCUCCCUCCCCACGCCCCUUUCUCAACCCCUAUUCUCCCUCCCCACGCCCCUUUCUCAACCCCCAUUCUCCCUCCCCACGCCCCUUUCUCAACCCCCAUUCUCCCUCCCCACGCCCCUUUCUCAACCCCUAUUCUCCCUCCCCACGCCCCUUUCUCAACCCCUAUUCUCCCUCCCCACGCCCCUUUCUCAACCCCCAUUCUCCCUCCCCACGCCCCUUUCUCAACCCCCAUUCUCCCUCCCCACGCCCCUUUCUCAACCCCUAUUCUCCCUCCCCACGCCCCUUUCUCAACCCCUAUUCUCCCUCCCCACGCCCCUUUCUCAACCCCUAUUCUCCCUCCCCACGCCCCUUUCUCAACCCCUAUUCUCCCUCCCCACGCCCCUUUCUCAAACCCUAUUCUCCCUCCCCACGCCCCUUUCUCAACCCCUAUUCUCCCUCCCCACGCCCCUUUCUCAACCCCCAUUCUCCCUCCCCACGCCCCUUUCUCAACCCCUAUUCUCCCUCCCCACGCCCCUUUCUCAACCCCUAUUCUCCCUCCCCACGCCCCUUUCUCAACCCCCAUUCUCCCUCCCCACGCCCCUUUCUCAACCCCUAUUCUCCCUCCCCACGCCCCUUUCUCAACCCCUAUUCUCCCUCCCCACGCCCCUUUCUCAACCCCUAUUCUCCCUCCCCACGCCCCUUUCUCAACCCCCAUUCUCCCUCCCCACGCCCCUUUCUCAACCCCCAUUCUCCCUCCCCACGCCCCUUUCGCAACCCCUAUUCUCCCUCCCCACGCCCCUUUCUCAACCCCUAUUCUCCCUCCCCACGCCCCUUUCUCAACCCCUAUUCUCCCUCCCCACGCCCCUUUCUCAACCCCUAUUCUCCCUCCCCACGCCCCUUUCUCAACCCCUAUUCUCCCUCCCCACGCCCCUUUCUCAACCCCUAUUCUCCCUCCCCACGCCCCUUUCUCAACCCCUAUUCUCCCUCCCCACGCCCCUUUCUCAACCCCUAUUCUCCCUCCCCACGCCCCUUUCUCAACCCCCAUUCUCCCUCCCCACGCCCCUUUCUCAACCCCUAUUCUCCCUCCCCACGCCCCUUUCUCAACCCCCAUUCUCCCUCCCCACGCCCCUUUCUCAACCCCUAUUCUCCCUCCCCACGCCCCUUUCUCAACCCCUAUUCUCCCUCCCCACGCCCCUUUCUCAACCCCUAUUCUCCCUCCCCACGCCCCUUUCUCAACCCCCAUUCUCCCUCCCCACGCCCCUUUCUCAACCCCCAUUCUCCCUCCCCACGCCCCUUUCUCAACCCCUAUUCUCCCUCCCCACGCCCCUUUCUCAACCCCUAUUCUCCCUCCCCACGCCCCUUUCUCAACCCCCAUUCUCCCUCCCCACGCCCCUUUCUCAACCCCUAUUCUCCCUCCCCACGCCCCUUUCUCAACCCCUAUUCUCCCUCCCCACGCCCCUUUCUCAACCCCUAUUCUCCCUCCCCACGCCCCUUUCUCAACCCCCAUUCUCCCUCCCCACGCCCCUUUCUCAACCCCUAUUCUCCCUCCCCACGCCCCUUUCUCAACCCCCAUUCUCCCUCCCCACGCCCCUUUCUCAACCCCUAUUCUCCCUCCCCACGCCCCUUUCUCAACCCCUAUUCUCCCUCCCCACGCCCCUUUCUCAACCCCUAUUCUCCCUCCCCACGCCCCUUUCUCAACCCCUAUUCUCCCUCCCCACGCCCCUUUCUCAACCCCUAUUCUCCCUCCCCACGCCCCUUUCUCAACCCCCAUUCUCCCUCCCCACGCCCCUUUCUCAACCCCUAUUCUCCCUCCCCACGCCCCUUUCUCAACCCCCAUUCUCCCUCCCCACGCCCCUUUCUCAACCCCUAUUCUCCCUCCCCACGCCCCUUUCUCAACCCCUAUUCUCCCUCCCCACGCCCCUUUCUCAACCCCUAUUCUCCCUCCCCACGCCCCUUUCUCAACCCCUAUUCUCCCUCCCCACGCCCCUUUCUCAACCCCUAUUCUCCCUCCCCACGCCCCUUUCUCAACCCCCAUUCUCCCUCCCCACGCCCCUUUCUCAACCCCCAUUCUCCCUCCCCACGCCCCUUUCUCAACCCCUAUUCUCCCUCCCCACGCCCCUUUCUCAACCCCUAUUCUCCCUCCCCACGCCCCUUUCUCAACCCCUAUUCUCCCUCCCCACGCCCCUUUCUCAACCCCCAUUCUCCCUCCCCACGCCCCUUUCUCAACCCCUAUUCUCCCUCCCCACGCCCCUUUCUCAACCCCCAUUCUCCCUCCCCACGCCCCUUUCUCAACCCCUAUUCUCCCUCCCCACGCCCCUUUCUCAACCCCUAUUCUCCCUCCCCACGCCCCUUUCUCAACCCCUAUUCUCCCUCCCCACGCCCCUUUCUCAACCCCUAUUCUCCCUCCCCACGCCCCUUUCUCAACCCCUAUUCUCCCUCCCCACGCCCCUUUCUCAACCCCCAUUCUCCCUCCCCACGCCCCUUUCUCAACCCCCAUUCUCCCUCCCCACGCCCCUUUCUCAACCCCUAUUCUCCCUCCCCACGCCCCUUUCUCAACCCCCAUUCUCCCUCCCCACGCCCCUUUCUCAACCCCUAUUCUCCCUCCCCACGCCCCUUUCUCAACCCCUAUUCUCCCUCCCCACGCCCCUUUCUCAAACCCUAUUCUCCCUCCCCACGCCCCUUUCUCAACCCCUAUUCUCCCUCCCCACGCCCCUUUCUCAACCCCUAUUCUCCCUCCCCACGCCCCUUUCUCAACCCCCAUUCUCCCUCCCCACGCCCCUUUCUCAAACCCUAUUCUCCCUCCCCACGCCCCUUUCUCAACCCCUAUUCUCCCUCCCCACGCCCCUUUCUCAACCCCUAUUCUCCCUCCCCACGCCCCUUUCUCAACCCCCAUUCUCCCUCCCCACGCCCCUUUCUCAACCCCUAUUCUCCCUCCCCACGCCCCUUUCUCAACCCCCAUUCUCCCUCCCCACGCCCCUUUCUCAACCCCCAUUCUCCCUCCCCACGCCCCUUUCUCAACCCCCAUUCUCCCUCCCCACGCCCCUUUCUCAACCCCUAUUCUCCCUCCCCACGCCCCUUUCUCAACCCCUAUUCUCCCUCCCCACGCCCCUUUCUCAACCCCCAUUCUCCCUCCCCACGCCCCUUUCUCAACCCCUAUUCUCCCUCCCCACGCCCCUUUCUCAACCCCUAUUCUCCCUCCCCACGCCCCUUUCUCAACCCCCAUUCUCCCUCCCCACGCCCCUUUCUCAACCCCUAUUCUCCCUCCCCACGCCCCUUUCUCAACCCCUAUUCUCCCUCCCCACGCCCCUUUCUCAACCCCUAUUCUCCCUCCCCACGCCCCUUUCUCAACCCCCAUUCUCCAUCCCCACGCCCCUUUCUCAACCCCUAUUCUCCCUCCCCACGCCCCUUUCUCAACCCCUAUUCCCCCUCUGCCACGCCCACCCCACCUCCCCCACCGCACCUCGCGCAGGCGCUGCCACAUGCGCAGCCAAUGGUGGCGCUUGAUCACGCCCAGUGCCUCCAGCAGGUAGCGCGGGCGCAGGGCGAGCGGCAGCGGCAGCACCAGCGUGAACUCCUCGUACGGCACAGAGGCCUCCAGAGGCAAGGGGGGGGCGGGCUGUGUGGCGGGCAGCAGCAGCACCGGCACACACCCACUCAUCACGGCGUCACCCACCCCCGCUGA
Molecule: messenger RNA, 4857 nt
Organism: Closterium sp. Naga37s-1
Lineage: Eukaryota; Viridiplantae; Streptophyta; Zygnematophyceae; Desmidiales; Closteriaceae
Source: the annotation of a GenBank genome assembly